Messenger RNA from Aspergillus mulundensis, 1455 nucleotides. RefSeq names its product putative MFS monosaccharide transporter (Hxt8) (gene hxt8). Bases 1 to 1455 code for a protein of 484 amino acids. Gene Ontology annotation, cellular component: membrane. The record is from RefSeq and is a predicted model, not a curated record. NCBI's taxonomy places the organism in Eukaryota, Fungi, Ascomycota, Eurotiomycetes, Eurotiales, Aspergillaceae. The transcript is spliced from 12 exons. Gene Ontology annotation, biological process: carbohydrate transport; transmembrane transport. Gene Ontology annotation, molecular function: carbohydrate:proton symporter activity.
AUGGUCGGCUGGUACGCUUUAGGAGUCGCGCUUUUUGCUGCGAUCGGUACUUUUCUCUUUGGUUUCGAUACUGGGAUCGCCACCACCACGAUUGCCCAUGAAAGCUGGAUUGAGUACAUGAAGCACCCCUCAGAGGGCCUUACCGGCGCUGUCGUCGCUGUGUACAUCGCUGGUGAAGCUGUCGGAGCCCUCAUUCAGACCGCCGUUGCCGAUAAACUAGGUCGUCUUCGCUUCAUGGAGUUGAUGUGUGUGAUCGUCACAAUAGGAACGACAAUUCAGACAGCGUCCGUCAAUAUCGGGAUGUUCCUCGCUGGGCGUGCGUUGGCUGGGGUCGCUGUUGGUGGCAUGGUCGGUACCGUUCCCAUUUAUCUAAGCGAGAUUUCAGACCCUCGGUAUCGCGGUCUAAUCGGAGGAAUCUCGGGUUGUGGAAUCGCAUUCGGCACCAUGGCUUCGAACUGGGUUGGAUAUGCCUGCAGCUGGGCUCCGUAUGGGGCGGUGCAGUGGCGUCUUCCUCUGGCUAUCCAGAUACCCUGGGGCAUCAUCAUGUUCUGCGGAUUGGUCACCUUCAUGCCAAACUCACCGCGCCACCUCGUUCGAGCGGGCAAGGUGGAAGCCGCACGCAACGAGUUCAGCCGGAUCCGCCGAGACCUCAAUUCGCAUGAGCUGCGCCAGGAGUUUGCGCAAAUGCUGGCCCAAAUUGAGUACGAGAAGGAACGAGAGAUUACCUCCUACAAAGAGAUCUUCAAAUUAUUCAGACACCGUGCGAUGGUGUCAAUCGCUGUGCAAACCAUGACCAGUCUUACUGGAGUCAACGUGAUUCAGUACUAUCAAACAAUCCUCUACAAGUCCCUCGGCAUUGACGCCCACACCAUUCUUGCCCUAGCAGCAGUCUACGGUACUGUGGCAUUCGUCACAAAUGCGCUCACCACGAAGUAUCUAACCGAUCAAUGGGGUCGCCGAAAGAUGAUUCUCACCGGUUUGGGCGGCAUCAUCCUUGUCGAGAUCUACGCCGCCGUCAUGCAGCGAGAAUUCCAGAACACAGAUAACCGAGUCGGCAAAGGGUUCGCCAUUCUCGGAAUCUAUCUCUUCGUGGUGAUCUACUACGGCAUGCUCAACAGCACAACCUGGCUCUACGGCGCCGAAGUCCUCCCCAUUGCCCUCCGCAGCAAAAUCAUGGGAUUAGCCGCAGCCUCGCACUUCAUCGUCAACGUCGCCAUCACCGAAGCCGGCCCCAGCGCAUUCGCCAACAUCCACGAAAACUACUACUACGUCUUUGUUGGCUGCACGCUGUUCUUCCUCGUCGUGGCUUAUUUCUACUUCCCUGAAACAAAGAUGAAGACACUUGAAGAAAUCGCCGCCUCUUUCGGUGAUAGGGUUAUCGAUGCGGAGGAUGUGGAUCCCGAUGCAAAGCCGGGAACCAGGGUUGUCCAUGAGGAGGAAAGUGAGAUUCAUUAG